Molecule: messenger RNA, 1585 nt
Organism: Trifolium pratense (red clover)
Lineage: Eukaryota; Viridiplantae; Streptophyta; Magnoliopsida; Fabales; Fabaceae
Product: NAC domain-containing protein 21/22-like
Exons: 3
Coding region: 131-1051 (306 amino acids)
Biological process (GO): regulation of DNA-templated transcription
Molecular function (GO): DNA binding
Source: RefSeq, a predicted model, not a curated record
CAUUUAUAUAUAUACACCUUUCACCUCCUCCUUCUCUAUAAUUAUUUCUAUCUUUCAAAAAUUUAUCAUCAAUUCAAAUCUUUCUCCUCCUAGAACAUAUCUUUAUUUGAAACAAAAAAGUUUUAAGAAAAUGAGCAACAUAAGCAUGGUAGAGGCAAAGCUUCCACCAGGAUUCAGAUUUCAUCCAAGAGAUGAAGAACUUGUUUGUGAUUACUUGAUGAAGAAGGUGACACAUAGUGAUUCCUUUCUCAUGAUUGAUGUUGACCUUAACAAGUGUGAGCCAUGGGAUAUUCCUGAUGCAGCAUGUGUGGGAGGGAAAGAAUGGUAUUUCUAUACACAAAGAGACCGUAAGUAUGCCACAGGACUACGAACAAAUCGUGCAACUGCAUCAGGCUAUUGGAAGGCAACUGGAAAAGACAGAUCUAUCCUUCGCAAAGGCACUCUUGUUGGAAUGAGAAAGACUUUAGUGUUCUAUCAAGGAAGGGCACCUAAAGGAAGAAAAACUGAAUGGGUUAUGCAUGAAUUUCGCAUUGAGGGUCCUCAUGGCCCUCCUAAAAUUUCUUCUUCUAAGGAAGAUUGGGUUUUGUGUAGGGUGUUCUACAAAAACAGAGAAGUUGCUACAAAACCAAGCAUGGGUAGUUGCUAUGAUGACACAGGAUCUUCAUCACUUCCAGCAUUAAUGGAUUCUUACAUAAGUUUUGAUCAAGCUCAAUUCCAUACAGAUGAAUUUGAGCAAGUGCCCUGCUUCUCCAUUUUUUCUCAAAACCAAACAAACCCUAUCUUCAACCAUAUAACAACCAAUAAUAUGGAACCAAAAUUACCUAUAUCCAACAAUAACAAUGCAACUACAUUUGGAGAAGCACCUUAUAGUUUAGACCCUUUAUCAUGUGAUAGAAAAGUUUUAAAAGCUGUUUUGAGUCAACUCUCAAAAAUGGAAAGAAACCCUAUUAAUAAUCAAAUUCUAAAAGGGUCAUCACCAAGCUUAGGAGAAGGAAGUUCUGAAAGUUACUUAUCUGAUGUGGGUAUGCCCCACAUGUGGAACAAUUACUAAUGUGGUUUACUUCACUCCUAUUUCAAAUUUCUUGGUUUGGCUUUCCUCAAGUUUAAGAAAUCGGAUUUCUACGGAUGUUGCAUUACUCACUCCAUCCCAAAAUAUAAACAAAAAGUGGUCAACCAAAAUGGAUGUAUUUGGUUAAAAAUUUAGUUUAAAUACAUCCACUUUGAUUGACCAUUUUUUACUUAUAUUUUGGGACGGAGGAAGUACCAUACUGCAACAAUGGUAGAGAAUUUAGGUCUCGUGUUAAACUACGUAGGUGAAAAGGAAUCUGAAUCCUCUACAACUGCAAUUGCAAUAUGAUGAUGUAACGUAUUCAAUUUCGAUGAAAAGUUACACGGUCAAAAAUAGGAGUAUUGAAGGGGAGAAGAGGAAAUCCAUUGUUUUAAGUCAUGAUAAUAGUAUCUAAAUAUUUUUCUCAUGCUGUUAGCUAUUGAUAUAUAAAUAUCUAUCCACAUGAUAUGUCCCAUUAUAUUAGAAAAAUGGGACUUUGUAAUUGGAACUUAUAAAUUGGUAGUUCAUUUUAGUUAA